This is a messenger RNA of Phymastichus coffea, 801 nucleotides long. Its product is annotated as chymotrypsin-1-like. Lineage: Eukaryota; Metazoa; Arthropoda; Insecta; Hymenoptera; Eulophidae. Gene Ontology annotation, molecular function: serine-type endopeptidase activity. Gene Ontology annotation, biological process: proteolysis. The transcript is spliced from 4 exons. The record is from RefSeq and is a predicted model, not a curated record. Bases 1 to 801 code for a protein of 266 amino acids.
AUGGAAAAAGAAGGAAAAAUGGUUAGUCGAGGAAUACUUAUUUUUUGCGUUGUGUUUUUUGUAGGGAAUAUUAAUGCCAAUAUUCCACGUAUAUUAAAUGGACAUGCUGCAAAUAUUGAAGAUUUUCCUUAUCAAGCCUCCAUUCGCAGAGAAAAUAUACAUAUAUGUGGCGGUUCAAUUAUAAGUGAAAGACACGUUCUCACAGCCGGUCAUUGCGUUUAUAACGAAUUUCCACCUUACUUCUGGUUACGAGUGAUUACCGGGACAAGUUAUAGAUUCGAAGGAGGAACAGUUCAUGAAAUUGCUGAUAUUAUUGUUCAUCCAGAAUACUUUACCGACGAUAACAGAGCAAUGAAUGAUGUCGCCGUCAUCACGCUAAAAGAUAUAAUAGUUUUCAACGAGUGGCAACAGAAAAUUAGUCUUCCUACUCAUAAAUUUACUGCUGGACAAAGAGUUAACUUAACAGGUUGGGGACGAGUGCAACAAAUGCCCCCAAUUCGUCCUCAGCAGCUUCAGAAGCUCGAAACGGAGCUCAUAUCUCUAGAAGAAUGCCAACAGCUAAUGAUCGAUCCCGAACAGACGAAACUUGAUCGUAGAGAUACUUGCACUAUCGUAAUAAAAAAUACUGGCAUGUGUUUGGGCGACAGUGGUGGUCCAUUAGCUGUAAAUGGUGAGCUUGUAGGUAUCGUCUCAUGGACCGAUGGAGAUUAUUGCGCUGGUGGUCAUCCAGAUGUAUAUGUUAAUGUCUAUACAUUCAAAAAUUUCAUCGAAAUGGUUAUGAAAGAAACAGAGAUAUCAUGA